UGUUUUGGUGAACCGGCAGGAAAAACGCGGAUUAUUGUUUUAGUUCUCUGUUUUGUGUAUUAAAUCAGUAGAGCCGCAACUAAAGAUUGUCCUACUACAGCCAGAAUUGCGAUCUAUAUGGAAAAAUGACAACUUACGUUGGUUUUUGUAAAGUUUUCGUGCGUCAGUAGCGCUUAAAAACGCGACCACGUGAAAUCCAGCAACAACAAGUCGGCCGAGACCAUGGAUUUGUCAGAGUUCUCGGACAUCAAUAUUGAUCAUCUCCUUGGUUCCACCGCACCGCUCCAAGAUGGCUUGGUGGUACCAUACAGGCAGGUUCCACUCCCCAAGAUUAAUGAUGAUAUUCGGACCAGGCGAAUCCGGUUGGCCCAGCGGAUUGCCCAGAACGACGAGCUGAUCCGCCAAAUAAAACAGCUUCAGGUCCAGAACAAAAAGCUGGUGGACCUCCAACGCACCGCCCAGGAGGUGACAGAUUUGUAUCAAAAGGAGAAGCAGCAGCGAACUGAGCUGGAAAAGUCCUGUAGGCAGAUUAGCGAGCGUUGCGGGGAAUUGGAGAAGGAGCUGGACGCGCAGGUGCUUAACUGCGAAAAUUUGCAGGAGAAGCUGCAGGUCAGGGGGUUGCCUGUGGAUGCUAAAGAUGUGCUGUCCUUGAUCAUGCAGCUGGCCCAGCGAUUGGGUGACGAUUGUGGACUGUUGCGGAGGGACCAGAACAUCUUAAAGAAACUGAAGGAACACUGCAAGGCGGUGGAUAUAGUUCUUCCAACGCCAAAGAGUCCCAAUCAACGAAGCAAACGGAAAAGCCAUCAGCCUGGGGUCAACCAAUCUACGCAGACCGACGUGGAACCCGUAAUAACUAAGCCCCUUCUUUGUUCUGUGGCUGUGCAGGUGGAGAAUCUAAUUGAGACCCGCAACCAGGGCACGCAGCACAAAAACACUACCACCACCAGGGGCACUACCACAGCCUCUUUCAUUAGGCAGCACGAUGUGGGCACCUGCUUUCCGGAACCAAAAUCCCUUCCUAAUGUGCGGCAGAUACUCGAUGAAAUGCUCUCCUGGCGCGAUAAUAUUGUAAUUGAACCGAUGAGUACACUGAGUGAUCCGCAGGCGGAGUGGGAGGACAUACCCACCACAGCGAGUGUGACUACAUGUACCACUCUGUGUGAUAUACACCGGGAGAUUGACUUUGUGUCCGAGCUGCCAUCGCAAAUCAAAGUGUCGGCCUCACGCCCACCCUCGCGAACCAUGUUGGACAGUGUGAAGGAGGAGGCCAGGUCCUCCAGGGAGCUCGCGAAGGAGCUGCUCAACUUUCUACCUCAAAACCAAAGCUGCCUGGCCAAUCUGCCGCCGCAUGCCUUCGAGGAGCUGUGGCAGGUCUUUGGUCAAAUGGUGCUGGGCCUGCUGCAAAGGCGCUCCAACCCGACGGUGGCCACGCCGCCCACCGUCAGCCAGGCGGACUUCACAAGCUGGCUGUAUGAGCUCUAUGAGGGCACGCAGAACCAGACGGAGCAGAUCUCGAGUAGUAGCGCCAGCAAGAGAGAUUUCGCCACUAGCACAGAUUGCAUGGACGUUGGCACGGAUCCCAUCAUCGAGUCGCCCAACAUCAGCCACGGCGGAGAUGUUACGCCAAUUCGUCUGCCCUCCAAACCCAGAGGACGAAAGACGAAAUCUAAAAAGCGCAAAGCGGCUACAAUACCAAAUCCUACUCCAAAACGAAAUUGUUUUGAGAAGGAGCCAGCAUGUCAGGAAAAAAAUAUUGAAUCAGAAGAAAUAGAGCAUGAACAAAAGCCAGAAACGGCAAUCCAAUUUUUAAGCAAAUUGAAUAAUUUUAACAUGGCCAACUGUGAUAAUCUCGAUAUGGAUUUGGAUGAGGAAGAACUGUACCUCCUUCAGCUGACAUCCAACGCGAAAGACCAAGUAAAUGACAACGAAAACUUGGAGGAUGAGGUUCCCGAAGACUUUGAAAGCCCUGCGGAAAAUGCUGAGUUCCUACUGCAAGAAAAUAAAGAAAAACAACCUAUUACUCCAGUCCACAAAGAGAAAGAUUUAUCUUUAAAAGAUGAUGACCAAAAUAACGCUAGUAUAGAACUCUUGCACAUACAAGAUAAAACUAAAGAGCUUCUGCCUAAAAAACAGUUGGACUCGGAAGUGAAUAUUUUUAAAGAACCAGAAAUCGAGUCAGAAAAAAAAGAGAAGAUUAUAAAGUUAUCACAGGUUGCUACGAACGGAGCGAUUCCAUCAAAUCUAUCCACAUUUUCCAGUAAUUCUGCUGUAAAAUCAAAUGUGAGGGAAGAAAAAUGUUCUGAAGAAAUGCUUGAUUUGGAACUGAGCACUUGUGAAGUGCGAGAAAAAAAAGCAGAAGUUCCAAACGGAACAGAAAGACUUAAUUCACCCUUGCUUAGCAGAGACUCAAAUCCUGAUAACAGCAUAAGGAAAAAUGUUGAGAAAGACAACGUGCUGAAAUUUAAAUCUUGCAAUGAUCCGGAAAGCCAGUUAAACCAAGAGGAUAUUUUACCAAGUUUAAAUACAUCCCUAUUCGGAAGUGAUUCAGAUUUAGAAUCCGAAGUGAGCGAAGAGCAGAUGAAUCCCGAAUUUUGUGUAUCGGAUAAUGAUUCUGAUGAUAUUAAGGCGGAGUGUGAAAUUUCUCAUGACCAACCAGAUUUCAAAAAGCGGUCCAUUUCUUCCUUGUUCGGCAGUGAUUCAGAUUCAGAUGUAAACGAGGAGCAUGCACUCAAACUAGAACUAGACCAAAAAGUUCUCAGAAAUGAGCCGGAUAAAUUAAAUUUAUUUAAUUUACCACUAUUACAAGAUGAUACAGACUCUAGUGCUGCAGAAGAGUCACUCUCCAAGGAACAGGCCGAUAAGAAAAAUGAAAGUGAGGUUAGUCAAGAGCACAUGGUUCUUUCGCACUGCCUACCUUCACUCGCCCAUGCCGAUUUAGUUGCCAUAAAGCCACCAUUACUUAUCGAAAAUUUUGGAGUUGUAGUUAACGAACACCAACUGCCCAAAGAGCAAACGAGUUCAAAAGCCACCUCAAACUUAAGUGAUGAAUCUGAAGAUGAGCAGAGUCUGGUUAUAGACGAAGAAACCUCCGUUAAACAACCAGAGGAAUCACCAUUCCCUCGUCCAGUGCCCACUAAAAGAAGAAAAGUACAAAAUGAGAUCAAAACACUUUCGCCAACUGGAGUAACUCGCUUAACUCGUCAGAGAGCCAAGCAACUUCUUAACGAAGGGAGUGCAGGAAAUGGACUAUCGCUUGUGGAGCAAAUAAGAAAUCAGUUAAAAGAAGCAUUAACCAAGUCGGAGUCUUCAAAAAACACGAAGCUAGAAUUUAAGCCCGUGGAGUCUAACAGACUAAUGGCAGAAGAGGCACACACUGAACUGAAACCCAUUAAGCAGACCAAUACAAUCAGCGAAGAGUCUCCAGCCUCUCCCGUUUCCGAACCAACGGAAGAUUUUUUCGAUCCACCAACCAAAAUUCCCUUGGAGCAAGCUGCUUGCAGGCAGCAAGAUGGCAAACCCAAGUCGAUCCUACAACAUGUAAUUGACGUGGGGAAAGGGGUCAAAAGGCCUAGCAACACGAAGAAGAAAACUUUAGGAAAAUCACAACCUCGACUUUGCUCCGCAAUAGGCAAAUAUCUUCAGGAGACUAUGCAACUAGAGUCCACCUGCAGUGACUUGGCCCUGGAGAUUUACCAGCUGACCAAAGAUGAGGCCGUGAUUGUCAACGCCAUGAUAACGGUAAUCUGCAGGAUUGGCACCGAUGAGCAUCCAGUGGAACGCCUGUUGAAUGCCUUGAAAUAUUUUGAUUUCACGCAGAGAUUUUUGUCUGAGCUGGAAGAGCGGUUGUUCCGGAAUACCAAAGAGCGACCGGCCAUUGAGUUGGCGCUGAAGUACGUAAAUCUUUACUUGAAGGCGGUGUCGCUACAGGCAACGCUGUCGGCGGAAUAUGAAAAUCCCGCAAGGCUACUGCUGGCUAAAAUACUGUAUCACUUUGACCGGGAUAUGCCGCCACUAGUGAUUGAGCUGUUGCGCCAUUUUCCCACGGUCCUCCCACAUCGAGAACAGCGGGAUUAUGAUCAUUCGGAUCCCCUUAUCACAGUGAUUAAGCAUCUACUGAUGGGCCGCACGUACGACAUGCAGGAUCCAGAUGGAGCCGAACGGCUGCUGCUAUCCAAGCUGCGCUUUGAAUACCACUUCCAACCUUUUGAGCCCACCAAACAGCAGGUGCUGGACAACCUGGUGGAAAAGUUAAAGGCCGGCCGACUUGAGCAGCUGGGCUACGCCUUUGCGCUCUUCUGCCGGCGCUCUUCGCAUCUCAAGGUGCUGGAUAGCGUACUGGGAAAACAUUUAAUGCCGCUCGCAACCAGUUACUGUGAUCUCGCUGCCCAGAACAAGUCAUACGAUGCCCGGCUCGUGAGUCUGCUGCAGUGCAUCUCUUUGGUUCUGAAACCACUGCCCCUAGAUACUGAUAUAUCCGCAUUCGUGGGGUUCUUGAAACGGCUGCUCGUGGCAGUGCCACGAUCUGAAGUUCAACUGCCGGCCGUGCAGGCCUGUCUACGUCUGCAAAGAUUCGGAUUCACGUACACUUUGGAUGCCCUGAAGGACUUCAGGCCCAGCUAUCAAAUGGAUCCGCUAACGAGAGCCAUGUUCCGAUGCUUUGCGGAGCGGAAAAAGCAGUUCCGUCAAGUAGCUGCUACUAAAAAGGCUUCAAAAGAUUAGAGAUUCCUUUGUAUGAAUUGCAACUAUUUAUUUAUGUAUGUAAUUGUAUAGAAUUUGAAUUAAACUAAAUGCCAACUGCGCUGCGAAUCUUUACAAA
This is a messenger RNA of Drosophila rhopaloa, 4816 nucleotides long. RefSeq names its product little elongation complex subunit 1 (gene Ice1). The transcript is spliced from 2 exons. Lineage: Eukaryota; Metazoa; Arthropoda; Insecta; Diptera; Drosophilidae. Bases 223 to 4719 code for a protein of 1498 amino acids. The record is from RefSeq and is a predicted model, not a curated record.